Molecule: messenger RNA, 2520 nt
Organism: Dujonia railenensis
Lineage: Eukaryota; Fungi; Ascomycota; Pichiomycetes; Serinales; Debaryomycetaceae
Source: the annotation of a GenBank genome assembly
AUGCCUAGCACAGAAAGGUCCCCUCUUAUCUAUCCAAGUACAACUCACUUCGAUACUGUCUCAGUGAACUCUGAUGAAAAUCAAGUGUCAGAGGAUGAAGCCGAAGAAGAAAAUGAUUAUUCCAGAUGUCAAGCCGAGAGUGACUCUAGCUGUGACUUGGUUACUAGCUUAGACAAAACUUCAUGGAGAAAUGUCAUAUACUUGGGAUUUUCUUCCCUUGGUGCCAUUUACGGAGACAUAGGAACUUCACCUCUAUAUGUUUUAAACGCUGUGAAGUAUCCUCAUAGUCCACCUAGCCAAGAUGACAUUUAUGGUACAAUAUCCUUGAUAUUUUACUUAUUUACCUUUAUUGUUAUAAUCAAAUAUCUAAUGAUCGUGCUUGUGAUUGGUCCUAAUAAUGGUGAAGGUGGUCAGGUGGCAAUAUAUGCCAAAAUCGCAAGACACUUAAAGAUAGGACCCAAAGGAGUGACAAUUCCUGGAGAUGCCCCAGAGAAGGACGAUGACGACAUCUUGCGACUCACUCGCCAAAUCACUUCUCUGCUGUUCAUCUCUUUAACACAUCAAAUGAAGGAUUUGAAGAACUCUCCUAGAACUUUGAAGUUCAUUUCAAAAUUAAGCUUGUGGUGUUGCUUCAUUGGAUGUUCGCUAGUGAUUUCGGAUGGUUUAUUGACUCCAACAACGUCGGUUUUGUCUGCAAUAACAGGAAUUCAAGUAGCGAAGCCAGAAUUUGAUAACGUUCUAUUAGUUUCAGAGUUAGUUCUUGUGUCUCUAUUCGUCAUGCAACAAUUUGGGUCAACCAAACUUUCAUAUUUUUUUGCACCCAUUAUUUUCACUUGGUUAUUAACAUUGCUUAUUUGUGGGACUUAUAACAUAAUCGUAUUUCAUCCAAUGAUUUUCAAGGCACUCUCUCCAGCGUAUGCCUUUAAUAUUUUGAAGAAAGGUGGCCUCGACAUAAUUUCUGGAUCAAUGUUAGCAAUAACCGGCACUGAGGCAAUGUUCGCUGAUAUUGGACAUUUCGGUAGAUUACCCGUUCAACUAUCAUUGACUUUAGUGGUAUACCCAUCUUUGAUUUUUUGCUAUUUGGGUCAAGGUGCAUAUCUUAUACACAAUCCAGAAGCAAUAAGUAAUCCUUUUUUUAUGUCAAUACCUGGUGGAUUGAAUGGAAAAUUAUAUUGGUUUGUCUUCAUUUUAGCUACUAUUAGCACAAUUAUUGCCUCUCAAGCGUUAAUCUUGGGGGUGUUCUCAAUAAUCUCGCAGUUGAUUAACUUGGACUACUUUCCUAAGUUGAAGAUUGUCCAUGUUGAUAGGGACUAUAUCGGGAAGGUCUAUAUUCCAAGUAUAAAUUGGUUCCUAAUGUUUGGAGUAUUAGCAACUACAGCAUUCUUUGAAACAAGUGAACGAGUGACCGCUGCUUAUGGAUUGGGGAUUUCAUUGGACUUUUUAGUCACUAGUAUUUUAAUCAUCAUAUGUAUGACUUAUGUAUAUGAAUGGAGAUUUAUCUUCUCGGUGAUAUUUGCCUUUGCUUUUAUUCCAUUUGAGUUGUUUAUGAUUCAAGCAAAUUUAAGAAAACUUUAUUGUGGUGCCUGGUUUUCUAUCUUACUGGCAUUUACCUUUUUCACCUUUCUUUAUUUUUGGAAUUGGGCAAGGUCUAAAAAAGUAGAUCAAGAGUUUGCUGCUAGAGUUAAAAUUGGAGACUUAUAUCCACAGUUUAAAAGGGCUCCGCCAAAUGAAAAUGAAGUUUUAAGGCUUGGAGAGAAUGACUCAAGACCUGAAAAAACUAAGGUAAGAGGAAGAUCUUACUUUAGAUUCCAAGAGGAGUUAUCUGUUGAGUUUAAUGUAUCAUUGCAUAAUAGGCAAGAAAUAACACCUUCGAGGCCAGAACCAAAAUAUCAACUAAAAAUCAAUUCUUUCGCAGGUAACCAAGUCUUAAAGAGAUACGAAGGUGUGGGAAUAAUGUAUACUGAAGCUUAUCACACUCUAAAUUCACCAAAUACUGUACCCCAAAUUUACAGACAAAUGAUUGAAACGUUUACUUGUAUCCCAAGUAUCUUCAUAUUUUGCACGAUAAAGGUACUAUCAAUUCCAACGAUUUUGGACGAAGAAGAAAGGAUCUUACUAGGUAGCAUGAAGAUUCCCGGUCACUAUCGAUGUAUCGUUAGAUUUGGAUUUUGUGAAGACGUGCAAAUCAAGGAUGAUAUCAUUUCGAAAAUCAUUAAUAUGGUACCAGAUUCUAUGACAUUGACAGAAAGGUUCAAUCGAUAUGGAAUCAUCAAUAAAAUUGAAAGUGUUCCAAUUUUACAUAUCUUUGAAAAUGAGUUGAUUAGAUCUUACCAAGAGGAACAUGACCAUUCUCAAAGUGCACUAUGCAAGGUUCGGGCAUAUAGUAGGAAGUUGUUAAUAAAUAACAUAUUCGGGCCCAUUGAUAAUGCGCUUAGAUCGAAAGACUACAUGUUAAAGGUUGAUGAUGAGCACUUAGAUAAUCAAAAAAGAAUAUUUAUCGGAAAUAUUGUUAGAAUUUAA